This is a messenger RNA of Owenia fusiformis, 1160 nucleotides long. The record is from the annotation of a GenBank genome assembly. NCBI's taxonomy places the organism in Eukaryota, Metazoa, Annelida, Polychaeta, Sabellida, Oweniidae.
GGUGAAGAAAACUCUGCUUUAUUCUACUAUUUUGCUCGAGGAAGUGAGCCAGGAUAGUGACUUAAUCUAAAGAUGUCAACAUUUCCAAUGUGUUAGUGUAGUGUUAGGGAAUGCUAUGGUAUCCGAUUCAUAAUAACAAGUGAUUUAGAAACCGAAAGUGAAAGUAGUCUAAUGCAUUGUGGGAAAAAGCCGGACUCCAAGAUGUCGGCAGUUCGAAGGGUUGCAAAAUCAGCUAAAAAGGUCGUAGACAAGGUGAAACAUGGGCCAUUUAUGGCGUUAGAUAUACCUGCUGGAAAGGCAACCCCUGCUCCACCACUUGGUCCAACAUUGGGACAGAGAGGAAUCCAAAUUGCCCAAUUCUGCAAACAGUUCAAUGAAAUGACACGAACUAUAAAGGAGGGUACUCCCUUACCUACCAGAAUCACUGUUAAUCCUGACAAGACAUUCAGUAUCGUGCAUUAUCAACCCCCUAUGUCUUUCCUCAUCAAACACGCUGCUGGGAUCUCUAAAGGUGCUAGGCAAAACAUGCAAGAGACAGCAGGCUGGAUCACCCUAAAACAUGUGUAUGAAAUUGCCAAACUGAAAAGUACAGACCCUAUCAAUGAAUGUAAACCAUUGGAGCAAAUAUGUAAACAAGUGAUUCUAGUUGCAAAACAUUGUGGAGUGAAAGUAUGGGAUAAAGAUUAUGAUCCUGAGGAAUAUGCAAAGUUUAGAGUGGAGAGACAAAAAGUUGUUGAGGAGCAGGACAGAGAGUGGGAAGAAAUUAGAAAUGCAAAGUUAUUGAGGACAGGAUAAAAUUGGUUUGAUUAGUGAAAUUGUUGAUUUGAUGUUGCAUGGAAGUCUUAUGGACAGUGAACAAAGGCACAAUAGUAUGGUAAAGUAUGGAACUUAAGGGGCAGUACGGUAUCAGUUUGCCUUGAUGUAUCCUUGUACGCUGGAGUGUAGUGUGGAAUAAGAUUUCCAGAUAAUUACAGGCAAAUUGAAUUGCUUUUUCCAAUACAUUUUGCAUACGCAAACCAUCUUGAACUAUCAGUUUGGAGUACAUCAUUUUAAAUGAUCAUGUAGUCAAAUUGAAUAUCUGCAUAACAUUUUGUCAUGACCAGUGGGAAAUCUCAUCUAUCCAGAUCGGUCUUCAGCUUGCCUAAUCAAGCUGACAUGAA